UCAAUUAAAACCAUGGAAGUCGUAGCUAAACCCAUGGAUUUCCACUUCAAUUCUCCGGCGAACUCCUCCGCCCCUUCCACUCCUAAACGCAUGGGCGACCACUACUUCAGCGCCCCUACCAGCCCCACUCGCCUAUUUGAGUUUGACCAACUCUUGAGAUUGAUCUCGGCCGACCACCACCAAAACCCUUCUCCGGCCACCGUCCCAUUUGCUUGGGAGGAGAAACCCGGUGUUCCCAACUCAUUAUAUAAGUUUCUUGAACAUGAUUUUGCAUUCGAUGUGAGUGGGGAUCAGUUGGGUAUGGAUUCAGUCAUUCCAGCUGAAGAUCUAUUUGACGGUGGUGUAAUCAGGGUUCUGCCAGAAAAUACAAAAGAGAGAAAGAACACCUCCAUGGAAGAGAAAAGAAAAAGAACAUCAUCAUUUUCUUCUUCUGCAGGUUUACCUUCGUCUAGAAGUAGAAGAACACAAUCUUUUUCUCACAAAAGAGGCUGGGAGUGUCCAUGGGAAGAAGAAGAAGAAGAAUCGCAGGCAGCCAUGAACGCGAAACCUCAAUUGGUUUCAUCGUGUUCUUCUCUUUCUGCUUCUAAAGGGUCGAGAAAAUGGAGCUUCAAGGAUCUGUUCUUAUUCAGAAGUGCUUCAGAUGGACGAGCGAUGGAUAGAGACCCAUUGAAGAAAUACUCAGCCAUCAUCAGAAAACAUGAUGAAGAUUUCAGGAACUCAAGCUUGCGGUCCGUUGGAUCUGGAUCGGGGUCGAAGAGGAGAGGGGGAGUAUCGGCUCACGAGUUACAUUAUAAGGUGAAUCGGGCAGUUGCGAAUGAUCUCAAGAAGAAAACAUUCUUGCCAUACAAGCAAGGUAUUCUUGGAAGACUAGCCUUCAAUCCAACUGUUCAUGCACUUUCAAAUGGAUUUGGAUUUUCUCAUAGAAAUUGAUGAAUAUUUAUUUCGUUUAUUUGUUGUUUUCCUUGUUGUGAAGACACUGAUUUGUUCAUGGAUGUGUGCGAACCAUCAUUGAA
Molecule: messenger RNA, 1013 nt
Organism: Cynara cardunculus var. scolymus (artichoke)
Lineage: Eukaryota; Viridiplantae; Streptophyta; Magnoliopsida; Asterales; Asteraceae
Exons: 1
Coding region: 13-930 (305 amino acids)
Source: RefSeq, a predicted model, not a curated record